This is a messenger RNA of Fusarium odoratissimum NRRL 54006, 7129 nucleotides long. RefSeq lists its product as uncharacterized. The record is from RefSeq and is a predicted model, not a curated record. Bases 260 to 1309 code for a protein of 349 amino acids. NCBI's taxonomy places the organism in Eukaryota, Fungi, Ascomycota, Sordariomycetes, Hypocreales, Nectriaceae. The transcript is spliced from 2 exons.
UCAAGAUACGGCAAUUUUUCUCUUGCAAAAUGUUCCUCCAAACAACUUUCCUAUAGGUCGACGCUUUCAGGACCAGCACCUCAAUGGUCAACGGCCGAUAUUUCCUUUUUGUCGAGGGAAUAUGUAUUUGGGUUGUCAACUUGAGCCAUACGCGAUUCUCUAAAGCUCAUAUCGGCGGCCUAAAGUAAUUCUACGCCAUUGAGGCUCGUCCAUAUCAUCAACACUCUCAUCACUCUCAAAACCUGAACAAUUUUGCGUCAUGGGCCUUACACCUAUACGUAUUCGAAGCAAGCGAAAAUUUCCAUCGCGAGGCAAACCAUCCCCAUGGCAAACUAUCACAUCUAUACCUGACGACAAAAUCAGUCCCCCCAAGAAGAUGAAGCGCUCACUAUCAAACGUCCUCGCCUCUCGAUCUACGCGUUGGCGGCCGGCUAUCCAAGCUCUUCCGGCCGAAAUCUUGGAGAGUAUAUUCCUUUACAGCGCCAAUGUUGCCCUUCCCCGGUCUGCACCGAUCAUAGGAUCAAAGCUAUCUGGACGGGCUACUCUCAUCAGGUUUAUCAUAUGGGCGUUCCAAGAUACUUGGGAACAAUCGUUCGGUGACCCUGAGAAGUUUGCGGCAAUAGAUAAGAAUCGCGUAUCUGGCAAUUGGCAACUCCAGUCAACCAUAUUGUGCCUACCUUGGAUCACUGCAGAAUUCAUUCUCCAGGCGCAACAGACCUGGGUAGAAAAAUACGCCAGAGACCAACAUUAUCGUCAUUAUCUUCCUCGGUUGGAUGAUGACGGUGACCCCUUUAUUUAUGGUCACAGCCAUCAUUUCGAAGGUGGCGUAGGGCACUUCAACUCGCAGGAGUGUUUUGAAGCUGAUUAUCAGGAGGUUCUGUCCUGGAAACCUUUCGAAAGGGUGGGAUCAUGGGGUGGCUGUGAUGUUCAUCCAAAGGUACGCGUUCCUACAAUCCUCAUCACCGGUCCAUGGGACGAGAAGAACCUACGCCUCCUGUUCUGGCUUCGAAGGGGUGGGCUAGUCUAUGGCCUAGAAGAGCAUGAUAGAUCGUGGGAGAUUCAGCUGGACUGUCUUCGUAACGCAUUUAUCGACGCACCAGAGCCCAAUGUCUUCAUCACAAAUUUGAUUGAUCUCACUGCACUGUGUCAGGGUCUACCGAGAGAUAUUGCCAGAGAGCAAAGAAGACGCAUUGAUCAACGGCUGAAAUGGGGUGCUGAUAGUGUCAUCUCAAAAGAGAUACUUCGACAGGUCUAUGGUACGAUAGGGAUGUUUCACGAUGGCUUUGGCACUUCAAGCUCCCCGAAAUAACGGCUGGUAGUCUUCUUUCUUGGCCAAAGAGACAGCAAUGCCUCCCGGUUGUUCCCCUCAUGUCCAAAUCUGCACCCGCAAGACUAUUGGGUAAGCACUGUCACUUCGGGCUACCACAUUCAGCUCGCCGACAUAUAUCGUAACCUAGUUGGCUUCAGCCAACAUCAGAGUCAGGGCACAAUGGCAGUGAAGGUUGUCGCACUAGGGCUCAGCAGGAUUCGUGUGAACUCAUAAUGGCUCAUCGUGCACCAUAUCACCUGCACAAAACCCCGACGCCCCUGAGGCUCGUCAGGCCUGGCAGUCGCGGGGCCAUCACGCCUCAAAAUAAGGAAUCGAGUUCAUCAUGAUUAGAAGUAUAUUGGUGUAUAUCAUAGACCUCCCUAGAGUAAUCAGGAUAUACCUUGUUAUAAACUGUCACCAGGCUUGAUAUGGUUUGAGUUUUGAACGAAAGGACCAAACGUCGUGGAAAGCCUCAACACCAUGAACAAGAAAUGAAGCGUAAGGCAACAACACGGGCAAAAUAUCACGUACGUCAACACCUUAAACUCAACAAGACUUACUUCAUCGCAAACUUACCUCCAAUAUCGCUUUGCCAAUGAAAGACUUCUUUCAUCUCCACCUCAGCCAACGGCCUAUCUUGUUUGUAGCACUAAACUUCACGAUGUUCCCGUAGCGAUAACAACCAAAGCCAAGCCCUGUACGUAACAAACACACACACACACGACUUGCUGAUGAUGCCACUUACACCGCGCGUGAGGAAAAGAGCUCAAAGACAGGGAUAGACAAGGUAACAUACCAUCAAGUCUGUGCCAAGCGAGUUGGGAUAUGACUCACGCCGUUAGCACCAAUAGACCACGCGAUUCCGGGAUUUCACGGCCGUGGUUGAGGGCGUUCCUGGAAAUUCCGAGUGAAGAAAUUCUCCAGGGUGAAUUGCGUGGGAGUGUGACUGCAAUUCGGUCAUGCACAGACCAGACAACCUGGGAUGAAUUAAACAUAUUCUCCAGGUGUAGUUUUAUGGUAAGAAUCAUGCCUUACCUACUCCAGUUCUCGAAUCUCAUUCUCCGAGCUUCCUCAGGCUUCAAUAGUCCGGAUCGGCAUGCAGAUGUUUGUCUAAAUUCGAUUCUGGCGCAUCACGUAGUCACAAAUGAUGAGUGGUUCGCUUCAGUUGCGUGAAAAGCGGAGGCAAUUUAGUGUUCCAGCAUAAUGCUUUUGAUUUCGUGCUUGUCUUGCUUUGCUCGUGCGUCCUUCUCCUAUCCGAAAAUUGGUUCCAUAAGGGAAUGGAAAUGACUGCCACGAGUCCACUAUUGUGAGGACUGUUUCAAGCUAGCUAUUAGAUUUCGCCAUAGCGUCAUCGCUCUCCUCAAUUCAGAUCAUUCUUGGGACUCCUUUGCUCGAGUCCGCUUCCGAAAUCGAUUGGUUUGUUUGCCUUCUGAGUUCCCAAAGUCUGCCUUUGACGAGGUCGAGUGGAUUCAAGCUUUGGCUGUUUCCGAAGACAUUAUGCGGUCUUUGGAUGUCUUGAUUGCAGGGAAAAGGCAAAUUGAACUCCAGUUGAUCCAAAACCGAUUACCUUGCAGAUUCCUUCUUUGACGCCGGGGUCGUUAUUCUUGGGUGACCGGGUUUGUCUGCUCGGUUUUGAUAGCAAAUCAAACCUAUUACCUUCCUUAACCUUCUCGUCGCUCCUCUUUGCCGUGCAAUACUUUUUUUCAGUGCCAUAAAGUCCACUUCUGAGACCUUGGCAGCAAACGAAGUAAAGCCAAAUAAGUAACAAGUACAAAACAAAAAAAGGCAGCGUCGUCCUAGUCAUACAAGAUAUGUACUCUUCACCACCGAACGGCCCCUUGUUAAACAGACAGUCGCCGCCAUCACUCUUUCUCCGUAGCCCAUCCCAGACAUGCAGGCAAAUGAACACGCUUUUCGGCCCAAAGUUGAGAGAACAGCAGAUGCUUAUACAGCAUAACUGUGAUCUCUCAAAUAUGUGGUAUCAAAGGCCUUUUGGCAAAAGACUCCAUUUCUUCCACCCACCACAUCAAUAUAUUUAACAAAGAGAAUUUUCUUGAUUCGACAUUAUUUCUUGACUUUCAAGUCGUGUAUAGCUUAUCUAUAAUCGACAGGGUAUCAAGUUGGAAACAGAGAAUAUCGUCACCAACGUGUGAUAGGGUUUAGUUGAGAAUACCCUCCAACAAACCAGGUCCCCGAAGGCCGAUAGCAGGAUGGACAGACGAAACUUCGUAGCCCUGAGCCGCUUCGGCAGAGCAGCAGACUCGCUUGCCGGUGCCAGGCAAGCUAGGACGGACGGGGAUCUGGAGAUUCGACUCGGAGGUAAUGCCUCGAGUGCGAACCAACGUAUCAGGCCAGACAGAAUGCUGGGUAGAAUAACGACCACCAAGGAUCUCGCGAACGUUCUCCUGAAGGCAGUUGUCCAUAGAGGCGGUUCUAGUUCGCUUCGUGCCACUUCUAGGGGCUGUUGCGGGCACCAUCUCAGCUGCGCGAUAAUUAUGAAGCUCCUGUAAAGCACGGGCGGCAUCAGAAUCGCGAGCCAUAUCGUCAAGUUCCUGCUGUCGUCUCGCCAAGGAAGAUUCCAGAGACAGGUCCACGAGCUUGCCAACCGGGCCGGUGUAAGACUCGGGAGAGGACGUAUCGCAGUGCACAUCAUAAUCCUCUGGAACCGAAGGGACUGUCGGCUUCUGGCUCAAUCUCUCGUUACAUGAUUUCGACGCUCGAAAUCGCGACGGCAUACCCAGCCUGGAAGAGCUGAGGGUCGCGCUAACAAGCGAUGAAGAAGAUGAGAUGGAAGAAGAGCGCGAGGAACGCGACGAGUCCGAAAUCAUCGAUUCGGGUGAGGAAGCUGUUGACACUGAAGUAGCAAGGGAAGAUCGACGAGUAGGACAAUAGGCUUGAGGGGACGAUGUCAUGGCGGCAGGGAGACGAUCGAGGUACUGAGAUGUAUUCACAUUGUUGGCUUGAGCCAUGGCCAAACCCAUCGCAGAAGACUUAUUAAGCAUGUGGGAAGCGGCACUCGCUGCAGGAGUGCAGAGUCCACUGCUCUGAGGGGUAAGUCGAGGAGUUGGCAGCAUACCCAGGCUAGGGGCCGCGCGGCUACAGGUGUAUCCUACAGCCGCUGGUUCCAUAGCCAUAGGAGCACUGUAGGGCUUGGGAGUUGGUGUGGCCUCCGCAGAUUCAUAGCCACAUGAAAUCUGAGCUUGAUGGGGCAUAUUGAGAAUGCUGCGAGGAGACAAAGCACAAAGAUCACUUGACCUAGGAAUAGCAGGAUUCGCAGGAAUCAAUGUGGCGAGAUUCGUCAACUCUGGAUUCAGGCCCAAGAUGAUUCGCUUCCAAUCUACGACCUGCUGGGACACAAUCUGGGAGACACCUCCGGGAGAAGGAGGGCCAGACGGAGGAGGCGUGUACUUGAGAACUAUGUCGGUCCAUCGCUGGAAGACCUCGUCAACGAUAUGCAUCUUCCAAUUGACUGCGUGGAGAAAAGUGAUUUCGUUCUGGUUGAUCUCUUGAGUGUGAAGCCCCGAAAUCUUGCUCCAGGCCCGGGCAGAAUAGUUUCUAUCCUGAAGAUACUUUGAGGCAAGGAUCAGAGCCGCGAGGAACAUACGACGACCGCACUGAAGGGCGCGGUCGGCGUGUCGGUCCUCAGGCUGUUCCAUGGUGAAGUUGUGCUUCGGCACAUGGGGCUUGAUGAGAAUUAAAUAAUAGAGAGCAACUUGCAGAGUCGAGUAGCUUGUUCGUGACCGACGCAAAGUCUCUUGAAUGAAUGUGCGCAGAGGAAGAAUGGCCCUACUUCCAAGCUCGUUUCGGCAGGCGACAGAAGAGAGGGGCCAAAUGGCUUCAACGAUAUGUGUCGACGAAUCUAGAAGGGUAAAGGCUAAGCGCAUGGACAAGUAAUCGCAAUCCAGUCAUAACAUACCGACAAGGCUAUCUACAAAGUUAACUUUUCGGUCAGACUGUCGGACCAGGGCUGGAGGGCACGCGGCGCGAGCAUUUGAAGUUCUUCGAGGGUUCUGGCGUAAUUCAGUGGGGAGUGCUUCCGUCUGUGUCUUUUGAACACGACGCCGCAAGUUCAGACUGCAAUCAGCAACGGCGGCCUUUCUCGAAAAAUAGGAAUCGCAAGAGUCAGAGUCGGAAGAGUGUGCGGAAAGAGAGGAGUCGUCGGAAAUCUGAGAGGUGGUGUCGGACCAAACAGAAGUAGUAGAAGUCGAAGCGGAAGAAGCUAUUGAGAUGUUGUAGGGUGCAUAAUGGGAGGAGGGGUUAUAAGCGGGCGAAACGGUUGCGUCGCACAUCAUGUUGAAUAGUGAAUAAAAGGAUCCUGAACUGCAUUCAAUUCAGGGGGUUGUCCAGUCGCCGUCUACGGCUAAGCCACCAAUCAGGUCGUGGUUUGCCGAUGAAUUCGCGGGUCAAAAUCGAGUAACGAUACUCCGUUGCAGCGCGUGUAAGUGCUGCUUCGAGGUAUAUCCUUGGUCGUGUUUUCAGAGAGCUUCUAGACAAUAAAGUGCAAAAGCGACUUGAUAACACAAACGAUGAGACCGGAGGACGAAGCGGAGACGGCGACAGGAAUAAGAUAUGUUUUUUCAGCAGGCAUUGCGGCAAUGCUUCAAAUCUCGAGUGAGGUUGGAAGCGAAUGGUAGUCUUAGAACAAGGCUACCAUCAGGGCGAUCGAAUAGUGGAAAUCGAUUUCGGAGGUUGAGAAUUAAUAGAGAUCAAGUCGGUGUUAGUUGAUUAUGCAAGGUACUGUUGAAGGUGUGGCUGAAGAUGAGAUGACCUGAAAGAGGUGGUGAAGGGUUUAUUAGAUGGCCGAAAGAGGGUGACUCUUGCUUAAGUGGCCUAAGGGGCGAGUGAGGCGUUGAGUCGGUGGCAGCCUGCGUGGUGGGAUGUGACUCUUCUGGUUUUGCACGGUGGCAAUUCUGAGCAAAAGCGGCGGGGGCGUGUGGCAGGUGUAAGCCAACUGGCGAUCUCGGAGAGAGCGUUUUAGAGUGUGUGCGCGGUGGUAGCCUGUGCCUGGUUCGGUACAAGGAUGACUAACAGGAGGUUCGUCACUGUGAGUGUGGCGAAGGAACUGAUAGCGGGUUGCAGCCUGGCAGGGGAAUGACAGUGAACGGGGAAAUCGUACAGGUGACAGAAAUAGAGUCGGAGAAACGGUAACAGGGGGGGCAAAAGAAAAGUGGUUGAAGCAAGUGAAUCGAACAGGAAGGAAAUGAUGAUAGAUGAGUGAAAGUGGAAAUGGGAUGGUGAUAGAGGCCACGGGCAAGUGAGCAAUACAGCGAGUCCGGAGACUGACACGAAGAGUGACUCGAGUGGCAGACAGGACACUUCUCCGUGGAAUCACCUCACUGAUAGAAGGCAAUAAUCCUUGCCUAGAGAGUAUGGGACGGGUGCGGGCGAAGGCCGGGGGAGGCAAGGUUGGUCCCUCAAGUGGACGACCUUUUAGGCUUGGGCUCGGCUGGGCUGGAGCUAGGCAGUGCUGUGCUGGAAUUUGUAGGCAAGGCCAAAGUGUGACUCUUUGCAGCGUCAGGCGGCAAAGAGAGUGAGUGAGUCUGAGUGAAAAGUCGCAGAGUGCAAGUGAAUGCCGCUGCGGCCUGACUGAGAGAGGUACGGUUUGAGUAAGGUUGGAACAAGUUUUUGAGAGGAGAUUACCAAGAUCAAAACAACAACAAAGAUGAAGACAAGACGCCGUGGAGAGUGGAGAUGUACACGAUCCAGAGCAGACUUCAGAGAGUCGCUUGGGGACGGAUUCAGAGGACGAAAUCGAACAUUAUGGCGAUGAUGCUGUUCGAUGGGGGGAGGGGGAAAAGGCGGGAGAUGGCAGCAGCGGGC